CUCAGCUAACUGCACUGCAAGUGCAUUGCAUUCGUGAUAGUCAUAAGUUGCUAUGUCGUUUUUCUGUAAAAAUCAACUUAGUUUAGCUUUUAGUGUAUCUUUCGUUGUUUAUAGUACGAUUCGCAUUGUUCCUCGAAAUCCCUCGCAAUCUUAGUGCCGUGUUUUUCUGUUGGAGCAAUUCAAAAAGUAAGAUGUUACUAGGCAACUCAUACCACACAAGAAGGCAGGCGUAACCAGUCCGUUUCCUGCCUUUGUUGUUACUAACCCAAACACUCCAUCUCCAAAAUGAGACUGAACAAGAUCCAUCUUGAAGUGCUGUGAGCAAUGGACGAGUGCACGCUCAACGACCUUCUUGAGUGUUCAGUCUGCUUGGAGCGGCUGGACACAUCAAGCAAGGUACUCCCUUGCCAGCACACAUUUUGUCGAAAAUGCCUGGAAGAGAUAUAUUCAUCUCACAAGGAGUUGCGAUGCCCGGAGUGCCGAGUCUUAGUGGACUGCAAGAUCGAGGAGUUGCCACCCAAUGUUUUACUAAUGCGGAUUCUUGAGGGCAUGAAAAAUGCCAAUGGUACACGACCGAAGCGAAAUUCUCUCGGGCCGUCCACACCCACAAAUCACAGAUUUGUCCCGUCAGCAGUUAGUAAUAAUUCUCUUAUAAUGACUUCAUCGGUACACUCCUCUCCGUCACAACCAAUGCAAGCUUCCUCCAAGUUAACUCCGUUUCAUGCCUCUUCGGAACAGGCUAGGACGUAUGUCAAUACAAAACCGGUUUUAUUUUUGCCAAAUCAACCCCACGCCCGAGCCAUGUACGAUUACUCCUCUUCAGAACCUGGAUAUUUAAGCUUCAAGAAAGGAGAUGUCAUCCUUCUUCGAAAGAAAAUUGACUCGGAGUGGUGCCAAGGAGAUUGUGGUGGCACCUCUGGUGUUUUUCCUUUAAGUUACGUCAAUGUAUUAAUACCCUUACCAAUGCAUAAUCCACAGUGUAAAGCUCUCUUUGAUUUUCGCCGGAGUGAUGAUGAAGAAGGCUGUCUAACGUUCAGCAAGGGUGAAGUCAUCACUGUGAUACGGAGAGUGGAUGAGAACUGGGCAGAAGGAAAACUAGGAAGUCGAAUCGGAAUUUUCCCAAUCUCCUUUGUUGAAAUGAACUCAGUCGCCCGCUCACUGAUGAAACUCUCAUCGAAUGCUCAGCCAGGCCCCUCACGAAUAGCCCCUCCGACACCAACUUCAGAGGAUGUGACGCCACUUAUCCCAACGGAGACUCACCAAAGUUGGACGCCUCUCAUCAAUCAGUUUCCGUCGCUGUCUGUAGUCCAACAGUCUCACGUAUCCCACUCGGCAACGCCAACUUCAUUGCCUUCCGUGUUGCCCACGCAAGGAGCGUCUGAUUUGGCGUCCCCAUCAUCACCAUCCUCCUGUUCCUCAACGACCACGACUCCGAAUACCACAUCGUCGAACUCUUCCUCACCCAACACAUCGCCUUCCUCGAGCGACUCGACCCCAACUCAUCGAUCACCAAUCAAUAGGCACAGUUUCACUGCAUUCUCUUCCCAGCUUACACCCCAGCACUACCCUAAUCAAAGACAUUCUGCUGAAGUUCUUAGAGAUCCAGUCAGCUCACCACAAGAAAAUGCUUUAGAAUUGAGACAGUCAACCCACCAGACUAAUUCUUCAGGACUGAACAGGCAUAAUAGCCACCGUCAUCGCAGAUCAACCAGCACAGAUGUGGCGCACCAUUCACUAUUUCUACCUGCUCCGUACAUAGCAUUGUUUCCUUAUAAACCGCAGAAAGAGGAUGAACUUGAGCUGCGGAAAGGUAACAUGUAUACUGUUACUGAAAGGUGUCAAGAUGGGUGGUACAAAGGGACGUCAAACCGUACUCAAAAAAGUGGCGUGUUUCCAGGAAAUUAUGUCGCUCCUGCCAAGUCAUUACCUGCUUUGCAAGCGCAACUGCGAGGGCUUGGUCGGAAUCAAGUUGUCGUAACUCCAAGUACAGUUGCACCUCGAACAGGCGUGAGUUAUACCAGGACGUCUACCCACAAUGGAAAACCACAAGGUUGUAGUGUAAUAACGUCAACCUCAACUCCACCAGAGUUACCGCCACGGUGCUUGAGUCCAACUCCUCCGACCACUUCCAUUCCGACCUUAUGGCAUUCCGAUGCCUCUCACACCCCCCUCACCACUGUAUCUUCCUCCUCGGGCACACCAAAAGUGUCGUCGUCCAUUGAAAAUAACACUUUGGCAGCCAAUUCAUUGGGUGGCAUGGUUGUCAUCGGACCUCCUAACUGUUCCAUCCUAACAUCACCCAAAGCUCUUGAUAAGAGUAAAGGGAAAAUGGAAAAGCGAAGCGUGAGCUUAAUGAAGCGGUUCACAAUAAUGAAAAAAUCAAAAUCACCUCCUCCGAUGUCCUACUCAAUGGACAAUCCUGUAUUUGAGGAUGGCUCCUCUCCUCCCACUUCUAGUCAGCACCGUCAUGUACAUGUUAGGUCUGAUUCCUGCCCAAGUCAAUUGCUUGCCACAGCUUCAGCUGAUUCGUCCUCACGCAUGCUCUCUCCCUAUAACUCGCAUAGAGUUAAACCGAAAGAACGCUCCAAUGUUCUUAAUCAUUUUCCGAGCAAAUCAACCGGCGAUAGCAGCACUAACGCCAUUAGUUCAAAUAUUCACCAUAGGAAAUCAAGUUCUUUAGAUGCCGAUGCCAACUCAGCAAGGAAAUUGAGCAAGCAACUUGCUCCUCCAAUCAAAGAAAGAUUCCGCUGUAUUGUACCGUACCCGCCCAAUAGCGAAAUUGAGCUGGAACUGCAGGUUGGAGACAUCAUCUACGUGCACAAGAAGCGAGAUGAUGGCUGGUACAAGGGCACGCAGCAACGCACUGGCCGAACAGGUCUCUUCCCAGCAAGCUUUGUAGAGAGCUUCUGAGAUCCGGCUCCAUGCAUGAUGCGUGAGUCAUGCAUUUAAAAUUUGCGAUGUACUAUUUUAGUAUCCCUUUUAUAGUCCAGCAUUUUAAAUGUAGUUUAAUAGCCCACAACGUUGUAAUUUUGCAGCAACUGCGCUGUUGCAACUAGUAAGAGCAACUUUGAAUUUUAAGUUCACCCCAUCAUGACACAAAAUUGUGAUAAAGAAAAGGUCGUCAGACGAAAGGAAAGACUUUCUUUUUAACUAGCUGUUCGUCAACCACUUUCAGUCAUACCAGUAGUUCAUGUUCAUCAUCUUUUUUUAAAAGUUGUAUGGAUGAUCUCAAGGUUGUUUUUUGUUUCGACAUAGAGGCAAGCGAAUCCAAUUAACGUAGUCAGUCUAAAGGUUCAGCAAGAAUCUUGGCUGUUAAUUUCUAUUAUUCAAAACAUAAUUCUAAGCUUAAUAUAAUUGACAGCAAUGGUUUACUCCUCCUUUUAAUUAUAACAUUGGAUGCUGUAAGUUUAAUACCUGUGAAAUUCUCCGAAGUAACUUCAUUUUCGUUGCUGCAUAAUAUGGAUGGAAAACUAGUUGUUGUUGGUUGUCUAAUAGAGUGAUCCCCAAAAUUUGAGCUUCCAAAGUUGAUUUUUUUUUUUUAACAAAAUCGUGCAACUUUUUCUAUUUUGUUUUCUUGGAAACAAAACCGAAAAAAAUGUCUUCGCAAUAUAACAGAAAACUGGUUAUUGUUUAACCUUUUUUGGUUUGUUCUGGUGAACCCUGCUGCAAUUAAUUUUUUCUAGGUAAAUUUUGUCUCUCGUUUUUGAUGAAUGCUAUGUUACAAUAAUGCAUGUCUGAAGUAUUCCUCUAUGAUGCAAUUCAAAUAGCUUAACCUUUUUACUUGUCUAGGUCUCUUUGUCUCAACUUAAGAUACUAUAUAUAUUUUUCAUGGCCAAAUUAGAGAAUAAAUUCAACGAAAUUCCUGUGUCAUCAUGGUACUAACCCCUAUUGAAUUCUUGGAUCACAAUUUUUUAAUAUUUUAAUCAGAACUUGUUACUAUCAUAUUUUUGCUGUAAAUGUCAUUAUUUUCUGUAAUGUUUCAGUCUCCUGGAAGAUUUUCCGAAUCUCUAUCAUUAUUUAAAAUCUGAAAAUGAAAUUCAGUGAAUUAUCAGUACGAUUAAUUUUCUUAUCAUCACAAUAGCAAAACCACAAUGCCAGCUAAUUGUGAGAGAGACAGAAAUAAAGCCUGUUGAACAUCAUAUGUAGGUAAAAACACCAACCGAUAUUUUUUUAAGCUCAAAAAGAUCCAAUUUCCGAUGUGAAAUUUUCAAAAUUUAUUAUUUUGCUGGCCAAAUUCUCUUAUCAUGUCUCUCUAAAAAUGAUAUUCUCGCUGCCACAUACAUAGUUCAUAGAUUUAGGAAAACAAGUUAGAUAUUUUUUCUAAGUUUGAUAAAAUAUCCGCCAAAGAAAAAUGUAUCUCUCGGUCUAAAUCAUGGCUGCCUGAGUAGAACUGAAGUAUUCGUAUUUUUUCUGUUCCAAUACAGAAAAUAAUAAUGGCGCUAAAAGACUGUAUAUGAUGAGUCUGAAAAUAUUUUAUUUUAUUUUAUCGAAUUUAUGUUUCUAAGUUGUCCCAAACCGCUUUAAUUUAAGUCCUCUAUUAAACUAAUUUUUAAAUGGUAGGUCGGAAAAAAAUUAGGGAAAUUCAAGUGAGGCUUGAGAUGAAAUCAAAGACACUUUGACAUUUGAUUAAAGUAGUCAUCAUAUUCUCAGAAGGAUUAUGUAAACCAAAAAUAGCAAUGUAUCAUUCUAUCUGUGAAAAAAAAGAUUUCAGUGCUGCCCAUGCCUCCAGAAAACAUGUCUCGUCUCCUGAAGGAAGGAACAUAUCUUGAUUGCAAUGUUUCAUUAUGUCUUACCAGAAUUUAUUUAUAAGAGAACCUUCUCAUGAAUUUGCCUGAGAGUUCUAGUGAUUUUUCUUCACACUUGUGAGAAAAGGCACUUAAUUUAACAGACUUGGUUUGACAGUCCUCUCAUGAAAAAAUAAAAUGUUUGUAGAGAUAUUGAAACAAAGCAGAGAAGAUACAUACUUCCGUUCAUCUUCUUCUGUCUGCUAAAAUGCUCACAAUUUCUAGCAUAGAUUUAAAAAUGUGUCUCCGAUAAAUGUAUCAUUUUUCCAAGUUGCAUGAUCUAAAAUUAAUUUUUUUUAGAAUAGACAAUUUUUAUAAUAAUCUGUAAUCACGCUACCAAAUGAUUGUAUUUGCAGGGAGAGACAAGAGCUGGACUCUAUUCAAUGACUGCUUUAUGAUUUUAUCAGCUACACAAUAGCAAAAAGAAAUUCAGUGCAAUAUUGUGAUUAAGAUUUCUUCUGGGAAACUUUGAUUCUCUGAAAAACUAGUGCAUUGAUGAUCAUUGAAUGGUGGAUUGAUGGGGAAAAAUCUAGGUCAUUUUGAGGUCAGCAGCCAAAAACGCAUAAUAUGUAUACGUACAGGAUGCCUAAAAAUUUUUCCCUGCUCUUUCGUAACCUGCAGUGUAACAACUUUGUCCAUCCAUUCGCCAUCAUAUAAAACGUAUUGAAUAAUCGCCAUUUUCAGACUCAACAUUAGAAAAUAUCUAAAAAUUACCUAUCACAUGGUUGACUUUUUUUCUCUUUUUAUAUAAACCUUUGCUAUAAUAAUAUCAACAUUGCUCUGAUUGAAUCCAAUAGCUCAGUAUCCCAUCAGCACUUUUGCCGAAUUACGAAUGCUCUUUUUGUUAAUGAAAUCUAAUUUAGUUAAUCAUAAAUAUUGAAAUGUGUUCACGAUGAAAUUUUGGUGGUUAUUUUUCCCUCUUAAUUAAUCUCAAGGAAUUGCAUUUUCAAUGGUGAUUUCCACCCAUGUCACCCUAUAUAUAUAUAUAUAUAUAUGACAGUUUAUUUUAUUCUUGUCCAAGUAGCAAUAGUUCUCCUUUGAUAUUGAAAACAACAAAUUUUUCUAUUGUCAUGGCCAUAACUUUUCCACCCUAAUGUUCCUUUCAUAGGCUAAAUUAGCCUAAAAAUUUUGAUGUCUGAAUUUUCUCAAAGUUUUACUCUUUCUCUUUUUUUCUUUUGCUUUUCAAGAUUUUGAAUACUGUCUCUCAGUUUACUGAGUUUCAUCUUUUUCCUAUCGGUUUUAUUUUUGUGUAUCCAAAUAUGGUGAUUGUAUCCAUAUUUGUAGAAAUAUAAUUACCAGAAUGGACCAAUGUAAAUAAAAAAGGCAGCCAUGGGUUUUGUCAACUCUACACCUUUUUGUAAUCUAUAUUCAACUGUUUUAGUAAGUACCAAGUACCUUGAAAAACUAUUGUUGUAGAUAUCUCGCACCGUGUGUACAGUUUAUACAUAUUUUAAAAUCAUCUGUCAUGCAGGUCUUAUCAAUUCAUACUUGAUUACCAAGCGGAUGAAACCUAGAAAAAUUGAAUCAAAGACUUAUAAAACUCGUUUGUUGUAGUUAAAUUAAUGAUAAAAAUUAAUUAAAUUAAUUUAUUUAGUACUUUUAAAUUUACUGAAUGUCUAGAGCAUGCUGUUUUUAUUUCCGUAAGCUGAAUCAUCGUAAUAUUAUCAUUUUAUCAUUGCAGGUAGAUAUAAAGACUAUUGUCGGAAAUACUCCCAUCUUUACGUUGUUGAAAUAUUUUAUCCCUGUUUUUAGAGCAUUUUAUUAAAUUUUAUAUCCCUCUCUGUUAUGACUUUGACCUAGCAGAGCUUGAGCCAAUAGAUUUAAUGCUGAUCUUUCUGCAAAUUUAGCAAAUACCCUUAAUUUUUCUCCCCCUGCAAGUGAUCUUAUUUUUCAUUUUGUUUAUAAGGAGAUUGGAAACUCUCAAAACGGACAUGAAGAAGUUCUAAGAAGGAUCAGGGUGACAUUAAUUCGUCAUCUCCUGCAUGAAAAAACGUGUUUUAAUUGAGCUGUUUCAGUAUUUACUACUUUCAUUUCAUGUGUUGGUAGCAGAACCAUUGGUUGAACUUUUCUGAAAUUUCUUCAAUCUUUUAAGAAAAGUCUUUGAAAUUUGUAUACUUACUUUUAUGACGGGUUUAUAUGAUAAAAUAAAAUAAUUAUAGCAAUACUGAAAUAGCACAGGUGAGAUACGUUCUUUCAUACAGGAGACUGCAGAUUGUUUUGCUUAAUACCUACAUCAUUGGGCAAACUUUCCAUUACUUUGCCAUAAAACCUCAUCCUAGAAUAUUUUAAUUUAGCCGAUACGCUUGCAAUGUCAAGCAGUCGCCAAAUACAUGAUGUAAAAGAGUUAAUUGAUUCAACUUAAAGUGAUACAUAACUCUAAGCCAUUCACAAAAGACUUUUUGAUUUGCAUUUUGAGAUGGCCUGAAGGGUUCUGGUGAUGCAGUUUUGCAAUUUACAACUCAGAGCGUUUAAGCUCUACAGAAUAUGAAUUCCUCUCUACCUGACCACAAUCACCAAUAACUCGAUUUUCAUCAUUGGAUCACAAACCAGGGAUAUAUUGUGCACCUAAUUGGCUAACCCGAGUGGUUGUUUUAUUUAAAAAUCUACUUAAAGAUUUAGAUUUAUUUUAAUCCAUCUAUUUUAAAUUUGUUCAGUGGUCUAACCCUUGACUCUUUUUAAUAAGCAAUGUAAAAGAAUACCCAAAA
Molecule: messenger RNA, 7489 nt
Organism: Bemisia tabaci
Lineage: Eukaryota; Metazoa; Arthropoda; Insecta; Hemiptera; Aleyrodidae
Gene: POSH
Product: SH3 domain containing ring finger posh
Molecular function (GO): protein binding; metal ion binding
Source: RefSeq, a predicted model, not a curated record